GAACUCCACCAAGUUCUAAAGAGUUUAAACUGACUGGAAUGUACAAAUUCUUAAACACCAAUUACUACUUCAACAUGAUAUUCUUCAAUAGUAUGGAGUAUAUUCUCAGUGUCAAAGAAAUUAAAAAAAUCCAUAAAUUAAACAUGUAUCUUAUCUAAACCAUCAUGUAAACAACUCUCUGGUUCUGUAUAGUUUCUUAAAUACUUUCGUUUCUAAUCUUCCGACAUUAUGUCAAGUGAUGAUACUGGUGAGAUCGCGGCUAUUAGUGUUACCGUUUCUGUCGUCGUUGUUGUGGUGAAGAUAGCCAUCAUUGUAUAUGUAUGCAAUAAACGAUCUAAGAUGCAAACGGAGCAAUUCAGAAACGACUCCCGUUUUAUUCCCCUGACUAUGGUUAAAUUUCUGGAUGACAUGGAAAGAGAAAAACCCAUUCGAUUCACUUCUCAACAGUUAAGAAUAGCAACAGAAAACUUCAGUAUAUUAUUGGGUUCAGGUGGGUUCGGGACAGUUUACAAGGGUCUUUUCAGCAACGGCACAGCUGUCGCCGUGAAAGUACUAAACGGAACCUCCGACAAGAGAAUUGAAGAGCAAUUCAUGGCGGAAGUAAGCACAAUGGGAAGAACCCAUCACUUUAAUCUCGUCAGGCUUUAUGGGUUUUGCUUCGAGUCAAGUUUAAGAGCUCUUGUAUACGAAUUUAUGGUCAACGGCUCCCUGGAUAAUCACUUGUUUAAAGCAAGCAAAGGACCCAUUAUAGGGUUUGAGCAGCUCUACGAGAUUGGUCUGGGAACUGCAAGAGGCAUCGCUUACUUGCAUGAAGAAUGUCCUCAAAGAAUCGUUCAUUAUGAUAUCAAACCAGGAAACAUACUUUUGGAUUCAAAGUUCUGUGCAAAAGUGGCGGAUUUCGGUUUAGCUAAACUCUGCAACAGGGAUAACACUCAUAUAACAAUGACAGGAGGACGUGGUACUCCCGGAUACGCCGCCCCCGAACUCUGGCUACCUCUCCCGGUUUCACACAAAUGUGAUGUUUAUAGUUUCGGUAUGCUACUCUUUGAGAUCAUCGGAAGAAGGAGGAACAUGGACGUGAGACUUGCAGAUAGUCAACAAUGGUUUCCAAUAUGGGUGUGGGGGAAAUACGAAAAGAAAGAGUUGAAGGAUUUGAUGAUGGUUUGUGCGAUUGAGGAGAAGGAUCAUGAAGCUGUUGAGAGGAUGCUUAAGGUAGCACUUUGUUGCGUUCAGUAUAGACCAGAGACUCGGCCGGUGAUGAGCAUCGUUGUGAAAAUGUUGGAAGGUGCAUUACCGGUGCCGGAGCCUUUAAAUCCGUUUUCGUAUCUGUUCUCAGGUGUUAAUGAAGUUGAUGAUUCUUUGGCUCGAUUGGCUUGGAAUGAUGGUGGUUCCGAUUGGUCUUCGUCUGAUGUUAACACCAAGUCUACUGUAGUUGCAGGUACACCUCUGAUGAAGAGACAUGAGAUCACAAUGGCAUCGGAGUAAUUAUACAGAACUAUGUAUAGAAGGACAACCAAAUAGAUCUGGAAGAAAAUAAAUGCAACGUUAUCUUUUGUUUUGUUAUAUAUUGAAGGAUAUUUUGGAUAUCCAAAUUAACAACUAAAUCUCUCAUCGUUUUGGAACCAAAUGUGUGCUUGUUUUGA
This is a messenger RNA of Lactuca sativa (garden lettuce), 1643 nucleotides long. Its product is annotated as G-type lectin S-receptor-like serine/threonine-protein kinase At1g34300. Gene Ontology annotation, biological process: protein phosphorylation. Gene Ontology annotation, molecular function: protein kinase activity; ATP binding. The record is from RefSeq and is a predicted model, not a curated record. NCBI's taxonomy places the organism in Eukaryota, Viridiplantae, Streptophyta, Magnoliopsida, Asterales, Asteraceae.